This is a messenger RNA of Gambusia affinis (western mosquitofish), 1402 nucleotides long. RefSeq names its product zinc finger protein 271-like. Gene Ontology annotation, molecular function: DNA-binding transcription factor activity, RNA polymerase II-specific; RNA polymerase II cis-regulatory region sequence-specific DNA binding. Gene Ontology annotation, biological process: regulation of transcription by RNA polymerase II. Bases 114 to 1304 code for a protein of 396 amino acids. Lineage: Eukaryota; Metazoa; Chordata; Actinopteri; Cyprinodontiformes; Poeciliidae. The record is from RefSeq and is a predicted model, not a curated record. The transcript is spliced from 3 exons.
UGGAGCUGUAAUCCUUUGAACAAUGUUACCAUGGAAACCAUAAGAGCAUCUGUCAAAAUAUAAAUAUUACGACAAAGAUCAUCUGAAGAGGUCUGUUAAAGAAACUAACUGAAAUGGAGGAACAUCUAUUGGAAGAGAAAGCCGGCGUUACCAGCACAGUGACAUACUUGGAAGAGCGAAUCCACACAGGUGAAAAGCCUUAUGGAUGCUAUCGUUCUAAGAAGAGAUUCAGCAAUUCUUCAGGCCUGAAGCGUCAUCAGCAAAUCCACACCAGUGAAAAGCCUCAUAGCUGCAGUCAGUGUGAAAAGAGGUUCAGACAUGCUUCAGGACUGAAGAGUCAUCAGCGAAUCCACACCGGUGAAAAGCCUUAUAGCUGCAGUCAGUGUGAGGAGAGGUUCAGAUAUGCUUCAGGACUGAAGCGUCAUCAGCAAAUCCACACCAGUGAAAAGCCUCAUAGCUGCAGUCAGUGUGAGGAGAGGUUCAGACAUGCUUCAGGACUGAAGAGUCAUCAGCGAAUCCACACCGGUGAAAAGCCUCAUAGCUGCAGUCAGUGUGAGAAGAGGUUCAGAUAUGCUUCAGACCUGAAGAGUCAUCAGCGAAUCCACACCGGUGAAAAGCCUCAUAGCUGCAGUCAUUGUGAGAAGAGGUUCAGAGAUGCUUCAGGACUGAAGAGUCAUCAGCGAAUCCACACCGGUGAAAAGCUUUAUAGCUGCAGUCAGUGUGAAAAGAGGUUCAGACAUGCUUCAGGACUGAAGAGUCAUCAACGAAUCCACACCGGUGAAAAGCCUCAUAGCUGCAGUCAGUGUGAAAAGAGGUUCAGACAUGCUUCAGGACUGAAGAGUCAUCAGCGAAUCCACACCGGUGAAAAGCCUUAUAGCUGCAGUCAGUGUGAGAAGAGGUUCAGAGAUUCCUCACAUCUGAAGAGUCAUCAGCGAAUCCACACUGGCGAAAAGCCUUAUAGCUGCAGUCAGUGUGAAAAGAGGUUCAGAUAUGCUUCAGACCUGAAGAGUCAUCAGCGAAUCCACACUGGCGAAAAGCCUUAUAGCUGCAGUCAGUGUGAAAAGAGGUUCAGACAUGCUUCAGGACUGAAGAGUCAUCAGCGAAUCCACACUGGCGAAAAGCCUUAUAGCUGCAGUCAGUGUGAGAAGAGGUUCAGAGAUUCCUCACAUCUGAAGAGUCAUCAGCGAUUCCACACCGGUGAAAAGCCUUAUAGCUGCAGUCAGUGUGAAAAGAGGUUCAGACAUGCUUCAGGACUGAAGAGUCAUCAGCGAAUCCACACAGACGAAAAAACCCGAUCCAUAUAAGACAACAACAACAACUGGAAGCUAGUGAUAGAACUUCUUUCUAUCACUAUGGCGACAACAUGUCUGACAUUUAUAUCAAUAAUAAUAACAAGCAUGCA